AGAAAGAAGCCUCCUCUGUACGCACAGUCAGAAAGACCCAGGCUAGCACAGGCAAGACAUCUUCACAUCGGGCGCUGUUUAAAAGGAUUUACUGUGGAGUGUACAUGGUCUGCAACAUAAGGACUCAUCUAGGGAGGGACCACCGUACUCACUUCACCAGUAACAGGAUGCUAAUGGGGAAAGAAAAACUUUUGGAGUAGUCAAAGGAGCGAGGCUGGAGUAUACGUUAAAAGGUGAAGCUACAUGGAGGAGGAGGAACCAGGCUGCCAUCUAUCAGUAUGUUUUCUGACAGCAGGGGGUCCGCGGAGCACAAGGGCUUCAAGACACACGGCUCCCACUUCUUACCAUGGCUGCGCAAUAGUUUGAAAAGCCACCAGAACCAUGACAGCAACCUCAACGGAACAGUCAAAUCUGGAUCUGAAAACCGCAACAACCUCAAAGGUUUCUUCUCUAUUCAGGGCAAAGAUAAGGAGAAGAAGGGGUGCAAUGGGGUGGCCCGUGUGCUGCCAGUGGUCCUCAGGGGGCAUCACAUUCUGUCUGGGAAGCAGAGAGAGGACAGUCCUGCCCGAUGGACCCAGUCUCCAGAGCUAGAUCCAGAAGUGAGCAUUGCUUCUGAACUGGAAAAGAGUUUGGUCCAGGAUAACCAUGUUGAAACAAAACGCAGCCCCCAAAAUGUGGUACCAUCUCAGAGUGACCAGAGUUGCACUACGCUGAGAAGGUAUGGCCCAUUAGUAGUUGCCCCACCAGUGCUACCAGAGGAGUCCAAAAGUACACCCCCUGUUGUUGGUUUGCUUGUGGACAACAAGGAGAAGGUCUGGGACUAUUCCAGCCGUAGCUUCCGCCAAAGAGAUCUCCAUUCUGCCAGUUGGGUCGGCCCAGAUACCCAAAGCAUCCUAAAGAGGCACCAAUUCACCUCCAGCUUCAGUUUCAUCCACCAGCACACCAGAAACUCCCAAAGCCACAGAGAUUUAACAUCUUUGAGGGACACACAGCUUGACCGGGCCCUUAACGGUGUCCUCUUCUCCACCCAGGUUGCCCAAAGGGGUCCAGGCUGCACCAAAACACUCCGAGGACCAAGGAAACCGCGACCUAGCUCAGAGCGCAUCACAAACUUUGAGCAGUCGUGGUUUCAACCUGAACGAAUUAACAUCAAUGUGGGUGACAGUAAAAGGAAGGCAGUCCGAAACCAGAUCAAACGUGUUAUGGACAAUUUGGAGCAUGUUCUGGGAGCUCUGCGGGACGUCCAACAAGAAAUGAAAGAGGUGGUGCAGCAGAUUGACUAUUUAACGUCCUCCAUUGAUCUGAACGAGGAGGAGCCGCCGGAGGCUCAAACUCAGAGCAGCAGUAACAGCUCCAGUUCAAGUGCAGUGACGGUGGGAAGUGUCAUUCACAGACCGUCAGGGGCAGCACAAAACACAGACAUUUGGAGAGACAAUCAGACUACAAGCAGGAGCCAGUCUCCACCCAGUGUCCUGCUGCUGCCUGUAAACUCAGAGCAUACCAACACACUUCGGCCAGGGUGCAGGAAAGAAAGACUUAUCCAUCCACCGGAGCAGACACACAGCUUACAUCAAACAAUGACCUCUCCUGUCUCCCCUCAGAGGACCCUCCCUGUGCGCCCUCCCACUCCAGGCCUGUCCCCUCUGACUGUAAACCUGCAGCAUCCCAACAGCCCCGUGUCCCAGCCUGAGUCCCCAUCUGCUGCUCCUUCGUCCUCCUUGUCCCACCACCAGUCCCCCUCAUAUCUGAAACCGCCACCCCCCUUCAGCCCGUCUAUCAAACCUGGAUGUCACCUGAACCCACAGAGCAGUCGCACAUCUGGCGCAUCUUCUCUAGUGUCAAACGCACGACCACCCACUGUCCCAGAACCCAACAGGGAGCGGCGGGCACUGUCUGCGGGGCAUAUCCCGGGAGCCUAUCAUAUGACCCUCCCACUUAAACCUAAAGCAGGACAGCAAGGUCGAAGAGGACGCAAACCACCCCCAUAUCCGCACCAUAGACUUCAUGAGCAACAAAAAACUAAGGAGCCUCGCAAAGCUCCUCCCUACCCAGAGAAGAGAAGACUACUUUCAACAACGGUUUGAGACAAGUGGAACCAGGAGGCCAUAUUGCAAGUAUAGAAUGCGUUGGAGUUUAGGCUUGCCCAGGUGAGCUGAUGUUUCCAAGGUGAUGGAGAUGACUAUUAGGCCUCUGCAAGCUGCGGUUUCCUGUUGGUGCUACAAAUGGAGGCCUUCCGAUGACAAAGGGACUAGCAGCUGAGCAGAGAACUUU
Periophthalmus magnuspinnatus is the source of this 2271-nucleotide messenger RNA. RefSeq lists its product as uncharacterized. The record is from RefSeq and is a predicted model, not a curated record. Bases 279 to 2084 code for a protein of 601 amino acids. NCBI's taxonomy places the organism in Eukaryota, Metazoa, Chordata, Actinopteri, Gobiiformes, Gobiidae. The transcript is spliced from 3 exons.